AUGGUCCAGCGGAGCACCGGCUGUUCCAUUUGUGUAAAGCGCCGGGUCAAGUGCGAUGAGAGACGUCCUGGGUGCCUAAGAUGCGAGACACACGGAACAUCCUGUCCAGGAUACAACCGAGUCUUCGAAUUUGUCACCGCAAAGCCGCAUCGUUCCCGACGUCAGCCCAAAGCGUCUAGCUCUGAAGACGAACAGAGUCUGGCAGCGAUAGACUACGAAAAUGUUGCUUUCAAAAACAUAGUCACAUCACAAACACUGGGAGUUGCCGCUCUCAAUGUCACUCACUGCCUUGACAGGCUUACCGACGAAAUCUCCCAGCCGUUUCCAUCGAACUCGGGAUAUGUGAUCUCCCGGUGGUUCCUGCUCCUGCCGGGUUCUUAUGGGAGAAAUAAGACUCUAGACCUUGCCAUCAAAGCAUUUACUGCCCACCACGUUGGCAGCAUGACCAUGAACAAUCAAGCUAUGCGAUAUGCCAGGUCCGCUUAUCUUGAAGCGUUAAGAAGGCUCCGAAAAUCUCUAAACAAUCCGUCUGAGGCACUUUCCUCCGAGAUUAACUGCUGUGUGUUACUUUUGUGUAUAUACGAGCUCUUCGCAGAUACGCACCGCGGCGAUGUUUGGAUGAGCCAUGCAAAGGGCCUUACUCAACUGACAAAGGCUAGGGGAUUGUCGCGGUACCAGACCGAGUUUGACGGCAUACUGCUAAAGGCCUCCCGUGGGUUGAUUGUUAUGCACUCUCUCUUCGGUGGAGAAAAAUGCUUACUGGCUUCUGAUGGCUGGCUUCGCGUGAUGCGGGGACAGAAUAACAGCGAUCUGUCAGUUGAUUUCGGCGAUCUCGUGGAGGAAUUCUUUGCGCACUUCACCCUUUGCCCGGGUCUCAUCCAUAAAUUAUACGAGCUUAAGGAAGCAGACUUCACCGAACCUUCAACAUUAGUAGAGAUGUCAGACUUGCAAAAUAAAGCUCUCGACCUACAGGAAAAGCUCGUUCUAUGGUACGAUAGGUUUACAUAUACGACUCCUGUUCCCCGUGACGUUUUAUCGUCCACAGCAGACGCCAUGUACCCAACUAUCCUUUGGUAUUCCGACAUCAAUAGCGCCACAAUAUACUGCAGCUACUACUCUUAUAUGGUCCUCAUCCAUGAGAUACUGAGGACCUCCGGAUAUCCCGGCGAUCAUGGAGCUAUGGUUGCUAAUUUUCGCGAUCAGAUUUGCAAAUCAGUUCAAUAUACAGCACAGGGAUUCCUGGGUCCAUAUCGAAUGGGGUUUCCUUUGAGAGUAGCCUGGGAAGUCGCUGAUUCAGCCGUCAAAGAAUGGAUUGCAGGGUGCACGAAGAAAUUUUCCGAGUUCUAUGCCGUUCUUCGAGCAGAAAACUUUUAA
Messenger RNA from Aspergillus versicolor CBS 583.65, 1374 nucleotides. Its product is annotated as Zn(II)2Cys6 transcription factor. The transcript is spliced from 4 exons. Gene Ontology annotation, biological process: regulation of DNA-templated transcription. NCBI's taxonomy places the organism in Eukaryota, Fungi, Ascomycota, Eurotiomycetes, Eurotiales, Aspergillaceae. Bases 1 to 1374 code for a protein of 457 amino acids. The record is from RefSeq and is a predicted model, not a curated record. Gene Ontology annotation, molecular function: zinc ion binding; DNA-binding transcription factor activity, RNA polymerase II-specific.